Molecule: messenger RNA, 1224 nt
Organism: Amoebophrya sp. A25
Lineage: Eukaryota; Dinophyceae; Syndiniales; Amoebophryaceae
Source: the annotation of a GenBank genome assembly
AUGACGAGCGGCGAUCAGCAUUCUGGUGAGGGAACGAACUGCCGCACGAUCGGAUGGCGGCGUGCUACCACUGAACUCAUGGAGGGGCGCAGCAUCGGAUAUCCGACGGACACUGUGUGGGGCAUCGGUUGUUUGGCGGACGAAGAAGCAUUUGUCCGCAAGUGCUUAGAGCACAAAGGCGGGGGUCGUAGUCCGAUCUGCUCGGUGCUGCUGUGCGAUCUUGGCCAAAUUGAGACCUAUACCCUAUGGUCUUCCUUGCCGACGAAAGUUCACGACGCGGUGAUCUCCGCACUCCCCGGUCGUUACACCUUCGUGUUGCCCGUUGCGGAAGGAAGUGGGCUGAAGCACGUCUGUGGUCCCGGACCGUCGCUCGGGGUUCGCGUGAUCGACGCGCCCGAAAUGCAAGAGACCUUGGGCUUUAUGCGGCGACCCCUUUUGACUACCAGUCUGAACUUGACGAAGGAGCCGGCCGCGACGACACUGGAAGAAGCGCAGCGCGUCUGUGCCAAGAUGGGCAUCCCGUGUGUCGAUCCGGACCUCGUCGAGGAUAGCACUGAACUGCUUCUCACCACAACGGAGCGCGCGCAGUUGGCCGCGCUGCAGAAAUAUAUCGCGCAAGAAGAGAACAAGGAUCCUCUGGAUUUUCCCGUCAAGGACUGCUUCGCUGCUGCAGGCGGCGCCUUUUCGCUCGAAACACUUUUGAAGACUAUCGCAGCUGUCCUACGGUACGACAAACUGGUUUCCGGCCCGUGCGGGGACGAAGGCCCCACGAUCACUGCUGCGUCCGAACACCUCUCUGCCUGCGCAGCUGGUACGGCUUCGGAUUCGACUACCGAAGCAGCCCAACAUCGACGCGACAUCCGCUGUUUGCUUGAACCACUGUUGGCUGCUCUGGAGAGGGCAGGGAGCCCUGAUUGCUCUUCGGAUGCAGAGCAAGAUGAAGAAGAUGAUGGUGCAGACAAUCACGUUGCUAAUGGUGUCGAACAUGCAAGCAAGCGCUUGAAGACCGAGGAUCAUACUUCUACUGAACCACAUCAACAAGAAGAUCAAGAUCAGACACAGAAGGAAACGAAAUUGACGACCGUAGGCCAAAGCUCAACCACUCUAAAAUGGGAUGUCGAAAAGGACAAGUUUGUCAUCCUGCGGAUGGGAAGUGGAGCGCUGACCAAGGAGAUCCUCGCUGCCGGUGUCGAAGGUCAUGAAGCUGCUCAUGGUGGUGCGUAA